Molecule: messenger RNA, 1124 nt
Organism: Truncatella angustata
Lineage: Eukaryota; Fungi; Ascomycota; Sordariomycetes; Amphisphaeriales; Sporocadaceae
Exons: 1
Coding region: 181-918 (245 amino acids)
Source: RefSeq, a predicted model, not a curated record
CCAAGACUGACCAUUUGCGGUCUUGGGCAAACGAAUUUGGAGGUGGUCUAUUCUUGUAUGUAGCGCUUAGAAAGUUUUCAAAGUGAUAGAAGCUACAAAAGGAAUUGUCCAGGGAAUUUCGUUACUAGCAAUCCCCAAGGCCAUAUUUCCUUCAAGUCAUUGUUGCAUCAGCAUCCCAUCAUGUCCAACCAAAAAGGAACCUUGGCUACCAUCGUCCUCAUAACGGGCGCAGAGCGCGGCAUCGGCUUCGAAGUCGCACGAAAGCUUUCUUCGCCUUCGUUAUACAAGGACUACCACGUUAUCAUCGGUAGCCUCCGGGCUGACGAUGGCAUCAAAGCAACUGCCAUACUUGGCGAAGAAGACGCCUCCCGUUCACUGUCAUGUGUACAGAUUGAUGUUACCUCAGACGAGUCAAUAAAGACCGCUAUUGACAACAUCCAGCAAGAGUUUGGUCGAAUAGAUGUGCUGAUAAACAAUGCCGGCGUGCUUCUCGACGGGUUGGAAACAACAGACAUUUCCAGGCAGCUUCUGGAAAAGACCUUUUCCGUCAAUUUAUUUGGAGCUGCUGCUGUAACAGAAGCAGUGAUUCCCCUUCUCGAGAGGUCAUGGUCACCAUGUCCGAGGAUUGUCUUCAUGAGUUCAAGAGUGGGUUCAUUGUCUGUGAAGUCGAAUGCGACCGAUAGGUCGUCCAUGCGAUACUUUCCAAUGUACAGGAGUAGCAAGUGUGCGCUAAACAUGGUCAUGCUUCAUUAUUCAUCGCUUUUCCGGGACAAGGGUUGGAAGGUAAAUUCGUGUGAUCCAGGAUUGACGGCCACUGCCCUCGCAGGAGACCAAAUGAAUAUGGGCACCGUGGAAGGUAAGUACUCUCGUAAAAGCCGCUGCCCCUUUCUCGCGAUCGAGAUGAAGGAAAUAGGCUGACACGCACAGACGGCGCGAAGAACUGUCUGAGGCUGGCGACUUUGGAUGCACAAGGGGAGACGGGGACUUUUACAAAUAAGGAGGGUCCAAUUCCGUGGUAAUAUAUAUAUGCUGCCAGACAGAAAGGAAACACAACGUCUCUCUAUAUUUAGACUUCUGGAAGUCAAUCUACGAAAACCACGACAGUUAGCAAAUACACAAUACGA